This is a messenger RNA of Bombina bombina (fire-bellied toad), 1491 nucleotides long. RefSeq names its product protein C18orf25 homolog. Gene Ontology annotation, biological process: ubiquitin-dependent protein catabolic process. The transcript has a single exon. The coding region runs from base 163 to 1491 and encodes 442 amino acids. The record is from RefSeq and is a predicted model, not a curated record. Gene Ontology annotation, molecular function: ubiquitin protein ligase activity. NCBI's taxonomy places the organism in Eukaryota, Metazoa, Chordata, Amphibia, Anura, Bombinatoridae.
UGGGCCGUGCUUUUCUGCGGGAUGUGUGCGGCAGCCGGCGCGCGGGUGAGGCCCGCAGAGUGACGGAACCGUGCAUUUCAGGUUGUUGUGUUGCUGGUUAAUAAAUAGUCUUCCAUAUCUGUGCUCCAUGAUCUGAGGCUUGGGAGAGCGGACACAUUUGACAUGAAGAUGGAGGCAGUUGGGAAAUGUGAAGAACUUUUAGAGUCUGAAGUGCCUCCUCGGGUCACUCAAAAGGUGGAUACACAGGCUGAUGGGAGUACGCUAGAGCUUGAGACUCCUUGUUUAAAAGAUGGUGUUCAGGAUGUUCCAGACUCUUCCGGGCUUUCCUCAAUGCCUUGUUUGCUGAUGGAAUUAAGAAGAGACUCUUCCGAAUCUCAGUUAGCCUCUGCUGAAAGUGACAAACAAACAGCUGGCAGAGUAUAUGAAAGUGACUCUUCAAACCACUGUAUGCUCUCUCCUUCCUCUAGUGGACAUUUGGCCGACUCAGAUACAUUGUCUUCCGCUGAAGAAAAUGAGCCACGCCGCACAGAAGCAAUAACAGAAGGCUGUGAUGCGGCUGUUCAAGGUGUUUCAGUAGCUCGAAAAUCCAGAAGGUCUCGAUCAGAGAGUGAAACAUCAACUAUGGCUGCUAAGAAGAACCGUCAGUCAAGUGACAAGCAAAACGGCAGAGUCACCAAGGUCAAAGGACAUAGAAGCCAAAAGCACAAAGAGAGAAUACGGCUUUUGAGACAGAAGAGAGAGGCAGCAGCACGCAAGAAAUACAACUUGUUGCAGGACAGUAGCACUAGCGACAGUGACCUCACCUGUGACUCUAGUACAAGCUCUUCAGACGAGGACGAAGUUUCAGGGAGCAGUAAGACAAUCACAGCCGAAUUACCAGCUGGCUUCAGUCGUGCUGGGGGAUCUACAGGAGCGACCAGGGAUAUUCCAGGAUUGCUUGAAAGGGGCACCGUGUGGGAUAGAAACUGCAUAGGAAAUGUCCUAGAAGAAGCCAUGAACUGUUUUGCAGAGAUGCAGAGGCAGACUGAAGAGAAGUUCCGUAUGUGGAUAGAGAAGCUGACGCGACUUGACACAGAUGAAGAAGGCAAGCAACAGUUGGAUCCCAGAGAACCUAAACUUCAGUUAAGUGGCCAAAGAAUUUCUCCAAGCAGCCCAACGGGCACCUUCAUGGGCGUCCCAGAGAGCCCUGUCUUACCACAGCAGUCCUUUGGCUCAUAUGUGAGCUAUCAGAAUGUUGACACAUUAGAGUUCCCACAAUCUUUGAACAACAACUUUCCUGACACUUUUCCGGAAAAUGGUAAUAUAGCAGAACAGGAAUUAAAUCCCUUACCAUUGCCAAGAGCUACCCAGGAUUUUAUUAUGUUUUCCCUUCUUGAAUUGCACUACACAAGUGCUUUUUAUCCCCUAAAUAAAACAGACUACCAAAGCCUGUCCGACUUCAGCUUAUACUGUAACAUGUCAGCGGAACUUCAGGUUCUUUGCUUUGAUUAA